Messenger RNA from Phlebotomus argentipes, 855 nucleotides. Its product is annotated as odorant receptor 4-like. Gene Ontology annotation, biological process: detection of chemical stimulus involved in sensory perception of smell; sensory perception of smell. Lineage: Eukaryota; Metazoa; Arthropoda; Insecta; Diptera; Psychodidae. Gene Ontology annotation, molecular function: olfactory receptor activity; odorant binding. The record is from RefSeq and is a predicted model, not a curated record. The coding region runs from base 1 to 855 and encodes 284 amino acids. The transcript is spliced from 3 exons. Gene Ontology annotation, cellular component: plasma membrane.
AUGACUUUCUAUUCCAUCGUUGUUUGCGUGGCUCAUGUUCAGAUCGUGGCCAAAAUGGUGCCGAUAAUUUGCAAUCGCGAGGAAUUGACGAGUAUUAUUGAUUGGUUUCAAGAAUUUUACACUCUCAAUGAAAUUGACGGCAAAGUAAAGGCGAUUUUCAAGACAGGAUUGAGUGAAACCUUGAGAAUUGUUGAAUUAUGCCUCAAAUUUCCAUUUACUGCUGAGUAUCAAGCUGAAGUUCACUUUGUAUUGCUGCUGAUUUAUCAAUCAGUGUGUAUCUUCUUCAACACCUUCCUUGUUGUCAUUGAAGAUUCCCUUUUUGCCACCAUCGGAAUCCACUUCAUGGGACUGCUGAACAUCCUUUGCGACCUCAUUCGACUGCUGGAUGACUCUUCUGAGGAUUACUCUGACUUGCUUAGGAGAAUUCAACGCCUCCAUUCAGACAUUAUCAAUCACAAUCGCAUUUUUAACAAUUUGCUAUUCCAUGUCUUGCUUGUUCAGCUCUGCUCCAGCAUCUUCAUCAUCUUCAUGACCUUCUCCGCCAUUCGCUUCAACACUGUUGACGUUGUUUCCUACUUUCUGGGAGCAUCCGGUGUUAUUCAGCUUCUCCUCCUCUGCUUGUUCGGAGAACUCAUCUUCAUGCGCUACAAAGAUGUCGAGCAAUGCCUCCAAUUGACCAAUUGGUAUAAUUUCUCCAUUGCGGACCAGAAGAACUACAUUCAGAUCAUGAGAAUGGCUCAGAAAUCUUAUGGUCUGAAGGCAGGUGGAAUGUACGACAUCUCAAUGUCAACGUUUAUCGAGAUAAUGAAAAUGACCAUUUCGUACUGUGCCAUCAUCUUUGCGCUCAUCGAAUAA